AUGCUUGCGUCCACGCUACGCAAGGCGCCGUCGUCAUCUGCAAUAUGCUGGGCUCGCUCUGUCAACCUGUAUCGGGCGAGGGCUUUCUCGAGCACUCCCAGACCGCAUCUCAAAGCCUCACUCCCUGUACGGGCAAGAUACGUUAGGUUCGGAGAGGAACCUGGCUCGGAUCAAGGACUGUAUAACACUGCAAAGCGAUGGGACCCUCGAGUACGGUGGGCCGUGGGUCUCGGGAGUGUCGCUGUGGUCUACUAUGUUUCGCAUCUGGAGCAAGUGCCAGAGACGGGUCGUUGGAGGUUUAUGGACGUUAAUCCUAAUAUGGAGACCAAACUGGCCGGGAUGAUCCACGAGCAAAUUCUCCGGGAAAAUAAGGGCAAGAUCCUUCCCGCAAACCAUCCGGUUACGAGAAAAGUGCGCGAAGUCGCAGAACAACUAUUACACGCGAACAAUCUUGGCCAUUUAUCAGACGACAAGGAGAGACGUCCAUAUUCCGCGGUGCCUCCAUGGCUCGCUGAUGAUACGAGUGCGGACUGGACGUAUGAUGCAAGUGUGAGCAGUGAACGGCAAGGGCUGGCACCCGGUGCCGGAGGGAGGGAAUGGAAAUUAGUCGUUGUCCAUGAUCCUCGAGUUGUCAACGCUGCCGCUACAUAUGGAAAUAUCAUCGUGUACACGGGUAUUUUCCAGGUAUGCAGUACAACGGACGAGUUAGCUGCAGUGCUUGCUCACGAAAUGGGACACGUAGUUGCAAGACACAUGUCAGAACGCUACUCGUUUUCGAAGUACCUCUGGGGUUUUGCAUUCCUCAUCAACGCCGUAACUGGAGUCGGUUUCGGAUUCUCUGAGAUGGCAGUGAACGUUGUUCUAGGCCUGCCUAUGGGACGCAAACACGAAUUAGAGGCGGAUAAGAUCGGUGUGAAACUUGCUGCAAAGGCUUGUUUCGACCCGGAAGGCGCUGUAUCGAUGUUCCAGAAACUCUCCAAGCAUUCACCCGAUUCAGUAGAAUUCCUGCAGACGCACCCUGCUGGAGCGAGACGUAUCAAGCAAGUGCAAGAUCAAUUGCCGGAGGCGUACAGGAUACAGGCUGCUACCCCAGAGUGCGCGCAGGUACGGGACAUGGUGUACUCGAUGGCGAAAUUUGGUGGGCGUGCUAUGUGGUGAGACGGGCGGCGAAGGACAGAGUAUCUGCGUUGACGAGGUAUUGAGGGAUUCCUGGGCAACUCUCUAGCAAGUAGCGAACUGCAACCGGCACUGUAUUAUACCAACGCUCCUUGUAUAAGCCACGCAUCCUUACUCUCU
Messenger RNA from Gloeophyllum trabeum ATCC 11539, 1296 nucleotides. RefSeq lists its product as uncharacterized. Gene Ontology annotation, cellular component: mitochondrial inner membrane. The record is from RefSeq and is a predicted model, not a curated record. The coding region runs from base 1 to 1158 and encodes 385 amino acids. The transcript is spliced from 10 exons. Gene Ontology annotation, biological process: protein quality control for misfolded or incompletely synthesized proteins; mitochondrial protein processing. Gene Ontology annotation, molecular function: metalloendopeptidase activity. Lineage: Eukaryota; Fungi; Basidiomycota; Agaricomycetes; Gloeophyllales; Gloeophyllaceae.